Messenger RNA from Eleginops maclovinus (Patagonian blennie), 739 nucleotides. RefSeq lists its product as uncharacterized. The transcript is spliced from 5 exons. The record is from RefSeq and is a predicted model, not a curated record. NCBI's taxonomy places the organism in Eukaryota, Metazoa, Chordata, Actinopteri, Perciformes, Eleginopidae. Bases 30 to 692 code for a protein of 220 amino acids.
GCUGAGCAUUAUGGAUGUGAGCCAAAAGUAUGUUUAUGUCAACAACAACAAGGUGUGUAAGCUGCAGAUCUCCAGCGCCGCCCUGCAGGACGCCGGCCGGUACUACUGCGUCUUCAUCAACCAUCAGAUGCUGCUGGGGGGGGGGCGGCUCCACCCUCUCCGUCACAGACUUGGUGCAGCAGAGUGCGGCGGUCCACCUCCUGCUUCCUGCAGACCAGCAUGUCGCACCCCCCCUCCCGGUGCCGCUGGUGUGUGUUGCAUCAGGGCUGGAGGAUCCGGGUCGGGCCAGGCUGGACUGGGAGGUGGACUGGGAGGGGGAGACUCUCAGUCCCAGAAUCCUCUCUGCCGGAGAGGCAGGAGUCGUCAGCGUGGUGGAGGUUCCUGCAGAGAUCUGGGCGGGGGGGCUGGAUGUGUCCUGCAUUCUGACUGACGGAGAGAUGGAGAUCCGGAAGACCACCAGGCGGACCAACGGAGAGUCCAGUGUGUUUCUGACCUGGUCACUGGGCGCAGUGUGUGUCGUCCUGCUUGUCGUCACGGUGACGCUCAGCUUCCUGUUGUCACGGCGACAGAGAGGACGCAAAAGAGAAUCCGGAGGUCGGGCGGAGCUCAGUGACGAGGUCGCAGCAGAUCUUCAGUAUGCUGCUCUGAGAUUCCAGGCUUCAGGCAGAAGAAACAUCAGCUCCUCUUCCUGACUUUACUGAGCUCAUGAAGAAUAAAGUGUAGGGUCCGUAUAUCUGAA